AAACCCCCAAAAAUUAACACGUCAAAAUAGCCUGAUCAUUGCUGGAUCAGUUGCACCUGUUCAGCUUAUGUAGAGGUAGUUGCAUUGCACUUAACCAGAGCACAUCAACAACCUUUUUGGCUAUCUUUAGAAGGUGAUUAGGGAGAGCAAUUAAGCCAUAACCCAUAAUUACACUACACUCCUCCCUAAUCUUUUAUUGGCUAAUCUAAUCCAGCCCAAUCCCUAGCUCAAUACCAGCACAAGAAUUAAAGCAAAAGGAAGGACAAAUUUUGCCAACAACAAAAAAAAAGUAAAAAAAAAACAUAUAUAUUUUUCUGCCAAUUAAAGGAAGCAGAAGCAGCUAAGCUUAGCUAUCUUUAGGAGGAGCUCGAGCUUACAUUUCCAUUGCUUUGGAAGAAGAAGAGGAGGAGGUGGUGGUGGUGGUGGAGGAGGAGGAAACAGAGGAGGCAAUCCCCUGUUUCUUGCUCCUCCCCUGUGUUCCCGGCGGCGGCGAUGGGGUGCGCGGCGUCCAAGGGCGCGGCGGUGGCGUCGCCGGCGUACGAGGCGACCACGACGUCGUCGUCGUCGGCGUCGGCGGCGUACAGCGUGUCGAGGAGCGCGUCGACGGGCGCGGCGGCGGCGGAGGUGGCGUCGAUUUGGAGCCGGCCGGUGCGGCUCGACGCGUACGAGGAUGAUGGCGACGGGAAGAAGAAGGCGGCGGCGCGUGGGGGUGGUGAGUGUUCGUCCGUCGUCGUCGUCGGCGGUGGCGUGCGGCUCGGGAACAUCCACAGGUACGUCGAGGCGGAGCAGGUCGCCGCCGGGUGGCCGUCGUGGCUCAGCGCCGCUGCCGCCGAGGCCGUCCACGGCUGGGUCCCCCUCAAGGCCGCCAACUACGAGAAGCUCGACAAGAUUGGGCAGGGGACGUACAGCAGCGUGUUCAGGGCGCGGAACGUGGAGACGGGGAGGAUGGUGGCGCUGAAGAAGGUGCGGUUCGACAGCGGCGAGCCGGAGAGCGUGCGGUUCAUGGCGCGCGAGAUCCUCAUCCUUCGCCGCCUCCACCGCCACCCCAACGUCGUCUCCCUCGACGGCCUCAUCACCUCCCGCUCCUCCCCCAACCUCUACCUCGUCUUCGACUACUCCGACCACGACCUCGCCGGCCUCUCCUCCGACCCCUCCCUCUCCUUCUCCCUUCCCGAGAUCAAGUGCUACAUGCGGCAGCUGCUGCUGGGGCUCGAGCACUGCCAUGCGAGGGGGGUGAUGCACCGCGACAUCAAGUGCGCGAACCUGCUGGUGAGCGGCGGCGGCGAGCUCAAGGUCGCCGACUUCGGGCUCGCCAACGUGUUCGACGCGUCGUCGGCGGCGGCGAUGACGAGCAGGGUGGUGACGCUGUGGUACCGGCCACCGGAGCUGCUGCUGGGCGCCACGGCGUACGACGCCAGCGUCGACCUGUGGAGCGCCGGGUGCGUGUUCGCCGAGAUGCACGCGCGGCGGCCGAUCCUGCAGGGGAGGACGGAGGUGGAGCAGAUCCACAGGAUCUUCAAGCUCUGCGGCUCGCCGGGGGACGCGUACUGGCGCCGCGCGGCGGCGGGCGGCGGCGGCGGCGCCGGGUUCCGGCCGCAGCAGCCGUACGAGAGCCGGCUCAGGGAGACGUUCGGGGGCAUGAUGGGCGACGACGCGUUCGCGCUCCUCUCCAAGCUCCUCUCCGUCGAGCCCUCCGCCCGUGGCACCGCCACCGAAGCCCUCGCCUCCGAGUAUUUCAGGACGGAGCCGUACGCCUGCGAGCCAUCGAGCUUGCCCAAGUACGCGCCCAACAAGGAGAUGGACGCCAAGCUUCGAGAAGAUUCUAGAAGGAGGGUCAAUGUCGGCGGCAGGAACCACGGCGGCGUCGGCGGCGGCGAGGCGACGAAGCGGCUGUCACGGGGGCACAAGAGCAUGCAGGACACCACCGCCGCCGCCACCGCGGCCGCCGUCGUCGCCAGCCAGAGGCACGGCCACGGCCACGUCCACGCCGAGGAGUCGCUCCCCCGCGCCAACGGCGGCGAGGCGAGGCUGUUCGUCGACAUGCAACCCGUGCCGGUGAUCGCCAGCAAGCGCCACGACGACCCGACGCCGCCGCCGCCUCCGCCGCCGAUGUCCCGGAGCUACCAGGACGACGCCGGCGACCGCCUCCCGCUCUCCGGGCCGGUGCAGCUCACCGCCUCCACCGGCUUCGCCUGGGCCAAGAUGCCACGACCAGACUCCACCACGACGGCGGCGGCGGCGGCGAAGCGGAGCUCCUCCAAGGUGCCAAGAACCAACAGCAAUGGCGGCGCCUACGAGGCGGAGAAGCAGGAGGCGAUGAAGCAGUGGGCGCAGGUCGCCGACGCGUUCACCUCGUCGGAAUCCUACAACAACCGGUUCAAGGAGCCCACGGCCACCGCCGGCGCCGGCGCCGCCGCCGCCACCAAGGAGGUCAAGAGCAGCAAGAAGCACAAGGUCGGCGGCGGGAGGUUGCACAGGGUGGGAUUCUCCGGGCCGUUGCUGUCGCAGCCGCGGCGCAUCGAGGAGCUCCUCCAGAACCACGAGCAGCAGAUCCGGCGAGCUGGCCGCCACUCGUGGUUCCGCAAAGGCAGCAAGAAGGAGCAGCAAUGAGGAAGACAGACAUGGCAUGAUCACACACCACACACAAACACAAAGAGCACAAGAGGAGCAUCAUCAAGUGUACUUGUUGUCAUCACAAGGAAGAAGAUGAACAAGCAGCCAAGCUUUUGUUAGGACAUGGCUUGCAGCAGCAUGAUGCCAUCAGAUCAGGGGAGACAAACUGGUGGUGCAGUGUUGCUGUCAGCAUCUCUGAAUUUUUUCUGAAUUAUCUGGAGUAACACUUGAUGUGCUAAAAAAAACUUCAACAAGAUAAAAAGAUUAAUGGAUGGACAACUCCAGGAUGAAAAUGAUGCUGUCCAAAGCACUUCUGUAUAGCAAAAGAUUGUAUAGAGUUUGCAAACUCAUAAUGCUGCUGUCUGUCAGUUUACCUGCAACACUGCCUUAGCUUCUUCCAUCAUUAGUUAUGGGCUGGAAACAGCAAUUGCUGCAUUUUCUGCUCUGGCACCUGUUUCUGAUUAUACUGUUGCUGUUGCUGUUGUUGUUGAUAUGGGAGAUAAUCUGGUUUAGGCUCCUGGUUUUGUCU
This is a messenger RNA of Oryza sativa Japonica Group (Japanese rice), 3142 nucleotides long. Its product is annotated as probable serine/threonine-protein kinase At1g54610. Lineage: Eukaryota; Viridiplantae; Streptophyta; Magnoliopsida; Poales; Poaceae. The record is from RefSeq and is a predicted model, not a curated record. Gene Ontology annotation, molecular function: RNA polymerase II CTD heptapeptide repeat kinase activity; ATP binding. Gene Ontology annotation, biological process: positive regulation of transcription elongation by RNA polymerase II; protein phosphorylation. Gene Ontology annotation, cellular component: nucleus; cyclin-dependent protein kinase holoenzyme complex.